This is a messenger RNA of Labeo rohita (rohu), 2877 nucleotides long. RefSeq names its product carbohydrate (N-acetylglucosamine-6-O) sulfotransferase 2b (gene chst2b). Gene Ontology annotation, molecular function: N-acetylglucosamine 6-O-sulfotransferase activity. Lineage: Eukaryota; Metazoa; Chordata; Actinopteri; Cypriniformes; Cyprinidae. The record is from RefSeq and is a predicted model, not a curated record. Gene Ontology annotation, biological process: N-acetylglucosamine metabolic process; carbohydrate metabolic process; sulfur compound metabolic process. The transcript has a single exon. Bases 293 to 1690 code for a protein of 465 amino acids. Gene Ontology annotation, cellular component: Golgi membrane.
AAGGAUUUCUCUAACGGUCGCUAUUGAUGGAUGUACAAACGGAUAUGAUAUUGUGAGCGUUCGCGAUAAUUUUUCUGAGGACUGAGGGGAGAUUCUGCGCACUGCAGUAAGACUACAUUCAGCAAUGCACGCGAUUGGUCUGUGGAUGUGAUGGAUAUUGAAUGUUUGUCGGGAAACGAGAUCGCAUUUGGGCUUUCAUUAAGAACAAAGUUUGGUUGCAUGAAAACAUCGGAAAACAAUAUUGCUCAUCCAGUGUGACUGAGUGGUUCAAAGCCACUCUAUCCUUCGACAGAUGAGAAGCAACCAGUUCCUACAACUUAAUUUGCCUGCACUAGGGGAAAAGAAUGGUGUUUAUGGCAGAAAUCUCAAAACGUAUCGGAAUCAUCCCACAAAAAUAAUCACCCAGCCUGGAAUCGUAAUGAAAGUGUUGAGGAGAAAAAGAAUUGUACUGUUUAUAGCAUAUUUUCUGCUGUUAGUUCUCACCAUGCUGAACUUGGCUAACUACAGGUGGACUAAAGAACCUCAACAGUGCAAUAUCCAGAUGAGAAGCACACCAUAUCAGGGCAGGUCAGACAUUCGAUUUCUUUACAGACCAUCUCUUGCAAAGAAGAGACAGCUUGUAUAUGUUUUGACCACAUGGAGGUCUGGCUCAUCCUUUUUCGGAGAGCUGUUUAAUCAACACCCAGAGGUUUUCUUUCUGUAUGAACCGAUGUGGCACAUCUGGCAAAAGCUGUACCCGGGUGAUGCUGUGUCAUUACAGGGAGCAGCAAGGGACAUGCUAAGCUCGCUGUACCGCUGUGAUCUUUCAGUUUUUCAGCUGUACAACAGCCCUGGGGGCAAAAACUUCACCUCCCUUGGACUUUUUGGAGCCACACUUAAUAAAGUCAUCUGCUCGUAUCCUCUUUGCUCCGCUUAUAGGAAAGAAGUGGUUGGGAUGGUGGAUGACAAAGUGUGCAAAAAAUGUCCUCCACAAAGCCUCAGGCUUUUAGAGGAAGAAUGCCUUAAAUACAACACUAUAGUCAUAAAAGGGGUUCGGGUUCUGGACGUCAAUGUUUUGGCGCCCCUUAUGGAGGAUCCAUCUCUGGAUCUCAAGGUGAUUCACCUGGUUCGAGAUCCCAGAGCCGUGGCCAACUCCAGGAUCAAAUCGAGGCACGGGUUGAUUCGUGAGAACUUGCAGGUGGUCCGAAGCAGGGAUCCCAAACUGCGUCGGAUACCCUUUGUGGAUCCCGGCCACAAAAUGAGCAAAAAGGACGGCGCAGAUUACCAUUCGGUUGGGGCUAUGGAGGUGAUAUGUGAUCGGACGUACAGGAGCCUGAGGACUGCCUUAAAUCCUCCCGACUGGCUUAAAGGGAAAUACAUGGCGGUGCGCUAUGAGGAUCUGGUGGAAAAGCCUGUCAAAACACUCCGGAAUGUUUAUCAAUUUGCUAAUCUCAGUGCCAACCAUGACAUUGAGUCUUUUGCUCUUAACAUGACGAAUGGCACAAGCUCUUCCUCAAAGCCAUUUAUUGUGUCUGCCAGGAACGCAACACAGGCGGCCAGUGCGUGGAGAACAGUGUUGAGUAUUCAACAGAUAAAACAAGUAGAGGAGUACUGCCAUCAUGCAAUGGCUAUCCUGGGUUAUGAACGUGUGAGAACAGCUGGAGAAGCAAAAGACUUAAGUAAAUCUUUAUUGACCGCUUCCAAACUGUGACAGAGAUAGCGUUCUGAAACGGAGCAUCAGCUCAGCAACUGUGGAUUUGUUUGUUUAAAUCAAAGUGCUUUGAAGGAUUUCACAAUCUCUUUAUGGAAAGUCAUAGCUCUUUGUGGUCAUUCAAUGGCACCAUUACUUUUCUAAAUGGACCCGUAGAUGUUUGAUACGGCAGAAUCUGUGAACCACUGGAAAAUUUAUAUUGUACAAACCAAAUGUUGCAUUGCCCUUUUUUCCCAAAAUGGAUGCUUAAGGUUUUUUGGAAUGUUCUAGGUUUGUUUUUGAGUUUCAGUUAAUUUGCUGUAUGUAAAACUGAGAAAUGAAAACGGAAAAUGAGCAACAAAAAUACUGAUCAAAACUUGCAGAGUGCAGGUAAUGCUGUUUCUUUAGAAUCAAUUCAUGAAAGACAAUCAUUAAAGUUCACAAUCUCCACACACUUUAUGAAUGCCAGUGUUAUGUGUUAUGUAAGGCAUAUUUCUCAUUUUAUCAAAUAAAAACCUAAAGCAAUUCAUUGCAAAAAUCAUAAAGGCUUUAAUUUUACUGCUUAGUUGCUGCUGAAUUUGUCAAGAAAGCAUUUGAAUCUAGACUGGUUUCAUAAAAAUAUAGGGACAUUAUAUCUUCAAUUAUAGUAUUUUAAAGAAAAACAUUUUUUCUUAUUAUUUAAUAAUCACUGCAAACAUAGUUCAGAAUAGUUGAGCUAGUUCUGCAAAAAGAACCAGCUGCAUUUGUUGGCUGAUUUGUUGUUACUUUGUUUUGGUGUUUCGUAUUUAGAGUACAGCAAUGACAUUCAGAAAAUUUGUCAAAUAUGGUCCAUGUGUCUAAGCAUAGCUAGGAAGUUGGUUCGCUUUGCUCAAGUGCAUUCCAUGGGACCUCUGCUUACAACCUCUGUCUUAUAUUGGUCAAACAUAUAAUAUUGAUCUGCUUUUGCUGUUCAGAAAUGUGAAUGAGAGUGAGAAAACACCAAGCAAACAGGGUUUCACUGGUUUACCACUGACUGUUAAAUUGGUAAACCAGGACAAUAGUUUACUAUUAAGUAAACUGGCUGAUAAUAUAACUAUUGUACAAAGGGUUGAUUUAGGAAUUGUAGUUACUGAAAGAACAUUAACCAUAAUUGUCUGAUAGCAAGAGUCUCAAUCUGCUGAAUGGCUUUUAAUGGUAAAAAUCCAAAGCAAUGAGUAAACAAUUAACAA